Messenger RNA from Brugia malayi, 891 nucleotides. RefSeq lists its product as uncharacterized. The record is from RefSeq and is a predicted model, not a curated record. The transcript is spliced from 7 exons. Bases 1 to 891 code for a protein of 296 amino acids. Lineage: Eukaryota; Metazoa; Nematoda; Chromadorea; Rhabditida; Onchocercidae.
AUGAUCGUAGCUUACAUACUGCCUUUGAGUAUAUUUAAAUUCACGAUAUCGGUAGCAGUAACACUCGAAGAAGACGGUGCUUCAUUCAUUCUUGUUCCUCAUGGUUUCAGUCCCGAUUAUACUGAAAGAGUAAUCAUUCCAGCAGUAAGUUCGGGGCCUCAACCUCCAUUUCCAUGCCUGGUUGCUGGGAUGGGCACGUAUGAACAUGGUCAGACAUUCACCAAGGAACAUUUCCAUUACAAAUGCAACAAUGGUACCGCUGAAGUUAUUGCAUGUGUAGCAGACGACAAAUCAGUAAUACAUAUCGGUCGAAUGUUUAUACGAAGCGGAGUAAGGCAUAAAUGUGACGUGAAGGGAGACACGGUCACUUACGAGCAAGAAUCAACCUGUUAUGAUAAUGGGAUUCAUUACGAUGUUGGUGAACAUUUUCGCAAUGGAUCUUUCGUGCUAGUUUGCCAAAAAGAUGGUAUUACCAUUGAAGGUUGUUAUGCUCGAAAUACAGAUAUCACAAUUCCUGUAGGUACCGAACGAAUCGUGGAACAUUAUUUGCAUAAGUGCGAGCUGCUCGACCAAGGACGAGUACGAUAUACUGCUAAUCUGAUUGGAUGCAAAAAAGAUAACGAAUUUUUCAAUGAAGGACAAAUAUGGACAUCAGAGCAUAUUCGAUAUCAGUGCACAUCAUAUGGAAUCGUCCGAGUGCUCGGUUGUGUGGAUGAUAAUGGUCUAUUCGUUGAACUCGGAAGGGAUGUCUUGAUGCGUAACAUCGUACAUCGCUGUUAUAGAGUUGACAAAACAACAGUUUAUCAUCGCUUCGCAUGCGUUGGACGAACACUGGCCGAAUGUAUUCUUACUCCACCAGUGGAACGGCUGCCCCCUAUUUCCCAAACAUGA